AUGAAGCUUGCAAUGGCCUCUCUGUCCUACUUCUUCAUUGUUGUUACACUCUUCAUCAUCCCUUUUUUUGGUUGUUGUGCUAAUGCACAACUCUCUCCCAACUUCUAUGCAAGAACUUGCCCAAGUCUUCCGACCAUCGUUCGCAAUGCUAUGAGUCAGGCUGUUGCCAGGGAGGCUCGGAUGGCUGCCUCGAUCCUUCGCUUAUUCUUCCACGACUGCUUUGUAAAUGGUUGCGACGCUUCCAUACUAUUGGAUGACACGGCCACCUUCACCGGUGAAAAGAAUGCAUUCCCAAACCAGAACUCAGCCAGGGGAUUUGAAGUCAUUGACACCAUCAAAACCCGAGUGGAAGCUGCUUGUAAUGCUACUGUAUCUUGUGCAGAUAUUUUAGCACUCGCAUCCCGGGAUGGAGUUGUCUUGCUUGGUGGAACCUCAUGGACGGUAGCCUUAGGCCGAAGAGAUGCAAGAACAGCAAGCCAAAGCGAUGCCAACAACCAACUCCCCUCCCCCUUCGACAACCUCGCAACCCUAAUCUCGAGUUUCGCAGCGAAAGGCUUAACCGCCAGCGAUCUGACCGUGCUCUCCGGUGGCCACACAAUAGGCCAGUCUCAGUGUUUUCUCUUCAAAACCCGCAUAUACAACGAGACCAACAUUGACCCCAGCUUUGCCACCACUCGUAAGGCUACAUGUCCGGCUUCCGGUGGCGAUACGAAUCUUGCUCCCUUCGAUAUAACCCCGACUCGUUUCGAUAAUAACUACUACAAGGCCCUCGUGGCUCGUCGUGGUCUUCUUCAUUCCGAUCAGGAGCUCUUCAACAGCGGGAGUCAGGAUGCCUUGGUUAGAACGUAUAGUAACAACGCCGCCGCGUUUUCGAGAGAUUUUGCUGCAGCCAUGGCGAAGAUGAGCGCUAUUAGUCCUCUAACUGGGACAAAUGGAGAGAUCAGGAAGAAUUGCAGACUAGUGAACUAA
This is a messenger RNA of Prunus armeniaca (apricot), 969 nucleotides long. Lineage: Eukaryota; Viridiplantae; Streptophyta; Magnoliopsida; Rosales; Rosaceae. The record is from the annotation of a GenBank genome assembly.